This is a messenger RNA of Diatraea saccharalis (sugarcane borer), 1025 nucleotides long. Lineage: Eukaryota; Metazoa; Arthropoda; Insecta; Lepidoptera; Crambidae. The record is from the annotation of a GenBank genome assembly.
GUUAAAGAGACGGUACGUGAACGAGUCUUGACAAUAGCAGAACAUGAAAUCAACGUUACAAAAAUGGUUGCUUCCAAAAUAUGUAGAAUGUUAUUUAAAAUAUAUUGCAAGUGUAACGAAAUAGUUAUAAUUAUUUUAUUAUUUCUCUUGCAUUCUCUUUACAAACUGUGCUUUUUACAUAAAUUUAAGAAGGCGAGAUUUUAUUACAAUUUCUUUAUUUAUUCCGUAACAUGGCUCGCAGUUUGUUCAUUGUAUUAUCCUAUUUUCAAGCUGAGAGGAAGGAAUCUUGAAAAUGCAUGGGAACUCUUGGGAGUGUUCGAAUAUUUGGGUGAACGUAUUCUAGGAUUACAGAUAACUGUACGUAAUUCUAAAGUGUUGAUGAAGGACCAAGCCGCUGUUAUUAUAACAAAUCAUCAGUCAUCUUUAGAAAUGCAACUUUUCUUACAGAUUUGGCGCAAAACAAUAACUAAACUCAUUGGUGUAACAAAAAAAGAAGUACGGUAUAUAUUUCCAUUUGGAAAUGUCCAUCACUUAAUGGGUACAAUGUUUGUAAGUAGAGAUAAGGGUGGAAUUAACGAUAUGGACAAGGUUGGGAUAGAAGUUGUCAAAGAGAAGGCAAAAGCUUUAAUAAUGCCCGAAGGCACAAGAAAUCGUAAUAGAGAAAUUAUGCUGCCAUUCAAAAGAGGAGCUUUUCAUAUGGCAAUAAAGUCGCAGAUACCAAUCAUACCCGUCACUACAUCACCAUUUUAUUUUAUUGAUUACGAUAAACCGUCAUUCGAACAACCUCGAGUAAUAAUGCAAGUGCUAGAUGAAGUGUCUACAGUAGGCCUCACCUUGAACGACGUUACAGAGCUGAAAGAAAGAGUACAAAAACAAAUGUGGGAGACGUAUCAAAAACUGUACCAUGAAUGUAUGGGACAAGAUAAAAACCAAGAUAAUGAUGAAUACGACUGCAAUGGAUAUACCAUUGUAGAAUAAUGUAUAAAAUAAAUAUUGAUGAUUUCAUAUUAAUGUAUUUAUGAUCC